UUAAACCAAAACAAAAAAAAAAUCUCUUCUGUUCCUUCAUUUUCGCGGUAACCAACCAAUGUCCAAACGGGCCCCAAAAAUUUAUCUAAUUAUGAAAAGUAAAAUCUCAAAUUUUUAAUGCCUAGCCUUCUUUUCAUUUUCCCUUAGCUUCGAAUUUGAGGUUUUCCUUAAUUAAUUCUGUGUAUUUAAUAGAUGGCGGAUCGAAACUCGACUGCCUCAAAGCCUAUAUGGAUGAAGCAAGCCGAGGAGGCCAAGCUGAAAAGUGAGGCCGAAAAAGCUGCUGCUGCUAAAGCAGCUUUCGAAGCAACAUUCAAGGAUGUCGAUAAGAACCGUAACAAGGAUGUGGCGGCAGCUUCAUCCGAUAGUGAGUCUGAGGACACCAGUGACUUGGUGAACAAGCCAAUUGGUCCUGUGGAUCCUGCUAAGUGCAUGGCAGCGGGGCCUGGAAUAGCGGGUGGCACUGCCUGUGCAGCCUCCACGUUUAUGGUGGUAACAAAGGAUGCUGAUGGGAGGAAAGUACAGAGUGGGGGUGCUCAGAUUAAGGUGAAGGUUUCACCUGGUGUGGGCGUUGGGGGUUCAGAACAAGAGGGGAUUGUGAAGGAUAUGGGAGAUGGAACUUACACUGUGACUUAUGUGGUGCCUAAGAGAGGGAACUAUAUGGUGAAUAUCGAGUGCAAUGGAAAACCCAUUAUGGGUAGCCCAUUUCCGGUGUUCUUCAGUGCAGGUACUUCAACUGGAGGACUACUAGGGGUGGCUCCUGCAUCCACAUAUCCAAAUCUAGUCAACCAAACCAUGCCCAACAUGCCAAACUACACAGGUUCUGUUUCUGGAGCUUUCCCUGGCUUAUUGGGAAUGAUCCCAGGCAUUGUUUCUGGUGCUUCUGGUGGUGCUAUUCUGCCGGGAAUGGGGGCAUCUCUUGGGGAAGUUUGUCGAGAAUACCUCAAUGGUCGUUGUGCUAAAACUGAUUGCAAAUUGAACCACCCUCCCCACAAUUUGCUGAUGACUGCUUUGGCUGCAACAACAAGCAUGGGAACUCUCAGUCAGGUUCCUAUGGCACCUUCUGCAGCUGCAAUGGCUGCAGCUCAGGCUAUUGUUGCUGCUCAGGCCCUUCAAGCUCAUGCAGCUCAGGUGCAAGCACAAGCUCAGUCAACCAAAGAUUCAUCUGAUUCUCCUGACAAAGCUGGGAAGGCUGAUGCGUUGAAGAAAACCCUACAAGUUAGCAAUCUUAGCCCACUUCUCACAGCAGAGCAAUUGAAGCAGCUUUUUAGCUUCUGUGGUACAGUUGUUGAGUGUACAAUCACUGAUUCAAAGCAUUUUGCUUACAUAGAAUACUCAAAACCUGAGGAAGCAACAGCUGCUUUGGCAUUGAACAAUAUGGAUAUUGGAGGUCGACCAUUAAAUGUGGAGAUGGCUAAAACGCUUCCCCAGAAACCAGCUGUUUCAUCAGUGGCUUCAUCAUCUUUGCCUAUGAUGAUGCAGCAAGCUGUUGCCAUGCAACAGAUGCAAUUCCAACAGGCUUUGCUUAUGCAACAGACAUUGACUGCUCAGCAGGCAGCUAACCGAGCUGCAAGCAUGAAGUCUGCAACAGAGCUAGCCGCAGCAAGAGCUGCAGAGAUAAGUAAGAAGCUAAAAGCUGAUGGACUUGUUACUGAAGAGAAGGAAACUAAAAGUAAAUCUAGGUCACCAUCCACUUCUCAUGCAAGGUCAAGGUCCAAGUCAAAAUCGCCCCUUAGUUAUCGGAGAAGGUCAAGAUCAAAGUCUAGAUCACCAAUCAAUUAUCGGCGAAGGUCAAGGUCCAAGUCAAGAUCACCAAUCAGUUAUAGACGGAGAAGGAGGUCUCGCUCUUAUUCACCUCCUCCCCGUUUCCAACGAGACCGUAGGUCCAAAUCACCUGUGAGAUCUCAUCAUCGUUCAAGGUAUGAUAGUGAACGGCGGUCAUAUAGAGAUAGGGAUGACAUUGACAGGAGUAGGAGACGAGAUCUGGAUAGAUCACGUGAUCGUCGUUCAUCUGUUUCAAGGAGAAAUAGGAGUAGGAGUAUUAGUCCUCAAACAAGAAAAUCACCUCCUGUUGAUUCAGACUCCCCAAAAAAUAGCAGAGAAAGUUCACCAAGGGCAAGGAGAUCAUCUCGUCCUGAUUCAAGAUCACCAAGGCAUCAUAGGAGAAGUAGGUCAUCCCCAAAGAAUGAUGAUGAAAGAAAAUUGAAAUACAGAAAACGCUCUAGGUCCAAAUCUGUUGAUUCUGAUAAGAAAAGGGAUGAAAUCCAGGUUGAAAAAUCAAAGCACCGCAGCAGAAGGCGUUCCAGGUCAUUAUCUUCAGAAGGUAAGCAUCGAGGAAGAAGCAGGUCUUCUGCAAGUUCAGAUGAAAACAAAUUAAAACACAGAAGGCAGUCCAGGUCAGUUUCUGUAGAAGGCAAGGUUCGCUCCUACAGUAAAAUUGAUGAAAUGAAGAAAGAUGAAUCUAGACAUAGUGAUAGAAGGCGUUCCCGGUCAGGGUCUGCUGAAGGUAGGCAUUACACCAAGGAGAGGAGUGAUAGAAGCAGAGAUAAGAAGUCUAAGCAUAGGGAUAGAAGGCAAUCCAGGUCAAGAUCUGCUGAGGGCAAGCAUCACAGAGGAAGCAGGCUGUCCCCCAGAAAUUCGGAUGAAAAUAAAAUAAAACAUCGAAGGCGCUCCAGAUCAAAGUCUAAUGAAGGCAAGCAUCGUUCCAGUGAUAAAAUAGAUGAAAGAUCAAAACGUCGUGAUAGAAAGCAUUUAUCAUCUGCGGAAUGUAGGCAUCCUAGAGGAAGUAGAUCUUCUCCGAGAAGUUCUGAAGACAAUGAUUCAAGACGCAGAAGGCGCUCUAGGUCAAAGUCAGCAGAAGGGGAUGAUGGAAUAUUGGCUUCAAAGGAGGAGGAGUAUGACUCUAAAGUUUCAGUGAAUGAUGACCAGGAAUUGAAGGGCAAAUAUUUACCACAGUUUAGCUGUGAUGAAGGACUUUCACCAAAUAACAGAUUGGAUGUAGAUGAACUAAGCAAACUUGAAAGAUCAAGUAGUAAGCAUCAGCUCAACAGUAAUGGAUCUGAAAAUCAUUCCAUUUCUCCUUAGCAGAACUGAGCUGUGGGCUUUAGUUGUGGAGCUGGACCUUGGGGCCUGUGAUUUCUGCAAUCAAAGUUACUUCAAGCUGUCUGCCUUCUGACUCUCCAAUUUGGGCUUGGUCCAAUUCAAGCAUGUUCAGAUAUGAACACUUUAUAUAGAGUUUAAUGAGCUUUUGGCUCCUAAAGGAUCGGCAGUUCACUUAAGACAUUGCUUAGUGUUUC
Molecule: messenger RNA, 3293 nt
Organism: Theobroma umbraticum
Lineage: Eukaryota; Viridiplantae; Streptophyta; Magnoliopsida; Malvales; Malvaceae
Source: RefSeq, a predicted model, not a curated record